AUGCCCGCCAAGCUGCGCCUGCUGCCGCUGCAGGGCCUGAGCAUCCAGCAUCACUCCUUUGCUGUCCCUCAUGCUGCUGUCUGUCUCCAGAGCAUAAGGGCAGUGUCAGCACCUGCUCUGGCUGCCUCUGCAUCCGAGGAAGAAGCUGAGGAGGAGGAAGGUGCCAAUGAACCUGCCCCUGCUGUCAGCCCAGAGCCUGAGCAGCCAACAUCAAGCUCCACCUCCUCUGUCCUGGCACCUGCACGAGCUGCAGCUGCAGGCUCUGAAGAAGGCUCCAGUCGCCAAGCUGCAAACUCAAGCACGAGCAGCUCGUGCACCUGGAGCACGAGCAGCUCCUGUGGCAGCAGAGAGCAGCUGCAAGAGAGGACAGAGGACGAGUGGCUGGCCACGCUGAGGAUGCUGGUGAGCGAGGGAGAUGCCGAGGCUAAAUACACAGAACUGGAAACUCUUGGUAAAGGGGGUUUCGGAACUGUGUGCAUGGCAGUGGAGACUGCCACAGGAGAAGAGGUGGCCAUAAAGAAAAUCAAUCUCCUGCAAGAGAGCAGCAGUGAACUGUGCGUGAAUGAAAUCCAGGUCAUACGCGACAAGAAGAACGCCAACCUUGUGAGCUAUGUAGACAGCUACCUGGUGAACCAAGAACUCUGGCUGGUGAUGGAGUACAUGGACGGAGGUUCUUUACAGGAUGUGAUUAGGGAGACUCAGAUGGAAGAAGGAGAGAUAGCAGCUGUCUCUCGAGAGUGCCUGCAAGGCCUGGAUUUCCUUCACUGCCAGCAAGUGAUCCACCGAGACAUCAAAAGCCACAACAUUCUCCUGGGCUUGGACGGAUCUGUCAAGUUGGCUGAUUUUGGCCUCGCUGCUCAGCUCACUGCUGAGCAGAGCAAACGGAGAUCAGCUGUCGGGACUAUUUACUGGAUGGCGCCAGAAAUUUUCACCAGGAAGCCCUAUGGCCCCAAAGUGGACAUCUGGUCCCUUGGCAUCGUGGGGAUCGAGAUGGUGGAAGGAGCGCCUCCUCACCUGAUGAAAACCGCCCGCACGGUCCGACAGCUGAUAAGCAGCGGGGGCAGGCCGAGGCUGCAGAAGCCCAGGCAGCAGUCCGCUUGGCUGCGAGACUUCCUGCACUGCUGCCUGGAGACAGACGAGGACAGGCGCUGGUCUGCCCAGGAGCUUCUGCAGCAUCCGUUUGUAACCUCAGCCAAGCCGACCUCCAGCCUGACGCCUCUCAUCAUGGCAGCGCAGCAGUUCACGGCCGACAGGAGAUACUAG
Messenger RNA from Prinia subflava (tawny-flanked prinia), 1263 nucleotides. Its product is annotated as serine/threonine-protein kinase PAK 3-like. Gene Ontology annotation, cellular component: cytoplasm. Gene Ontology annotation, molecular function: protein serine/threonine kinase activity; ATP binding. The transcript has 11 exons. NCBI's taxonomy places the organism in Eukaryota, Metazoa, Chordata, Aves, Passeriformes, Cisticolidae. The record is from RefSeq and is a predicted model, not a curated record. Gene Ontology annotation, biological process: regulation of axonogenesis; regulation of MAPK cascade; regulation of actin cytoskeleton organization. Bases 1 to 1263 code for a protein of 420 amino acids.